AUGGUACAAGAACUUGAUGCACUUGAAAGAAACAAAACUUGGGAAGUUGUUGACUUACUCAAGGGUAAGAAGGCAAUAGGGUGCAGAUGGGUGUUCAAAAUCAAACUCAAGGCAGAUGCUUCUAGCUAUGGAUGGCUUGUCCAGCAAGUAGACAUCAAUAAUGCCUUCCUCCAUGGUUUCUUAAAUGAGGACAUUUAUAUGCAUGCACCAGAUGGAUAUCUUGUUCAACCGGGACAGUUGUCAUCUCAUUCCUCUGUUCCUUUGUCUGAUCCUGAACCAUACAGAUUUCUAGUGGGCAGACUCUUGUAUCUCAGCUUCACACUCCCUGAUAUGUCCUUUGGAGCUCAACAACUUAGUCAAUUUGUUCAUGCUCCUUGCAAACACCACAUGGAGGCAGCUCUGCAUCUGGUUUGCUACUUGAAGGGAUGCCCAGAGUGUGGAUUGUUCUUUCCAGUCUCAAAUUCAUUCACCAUCUCUGCGUACUACGAUGCUGACUGGGCGAGUUGCGCUGAUUCUUGA
Molecule: messenger RNA, 519 nt
Organism: Sesamum indicum (sesame)
Lineage: Eukaryota; Viridiplantae; Streptophyta; Magnoliopsida; Lamiales; Pedaliaceae
Source: RefSeq, a predicted model, not a curated record